This is a messenger RNA of Zea mays, 8474 nucleotides long. RefSeq lists its product as uncharacterized. Gene Ontology annotation, molecular function: nucleic acid binding; zinc ion binding. The transcript is spliced from 2 exons. Bases 7350 to 8429 code for a protein of 359 amino acids. The record is from RefSeq and is a predicted model, not a curated record. Lineage: Eukaryota; Viridiplantae; Streptophyta; Magnoliopsida; Poales; Poaceae.
AACACCCUAGUCUUCAGGAAGGAGGGCAGCAAGGUAUGAAAGACCUUUAGCUCCAGCCAUUUCCCAAGACUGCCUCUCCUCCCUAGCUAACCUAAGGGGCAAAUGCAAACUAGGAGUACAACCAUCAAAAACACAACUAUUUCUAAGUUUCCGAAUUGUCCAUGCCCCCAAGGCAGCAAGUGAGUUGAGACCUUUUCCAGGAAGACUAGUGACCAUUCCUGAUAUUUGCUCCCACCAAAUCAUGAAAGAUGAAAGCCCUAGCUGAGGAGCCAGCCUUUGAAAACCAAAAGGUUUAAGGUAGUUAAACCAGAACACUCUUGUGAACACACAAGAGACAAGUGGAUAUGGUCAAUAGUUUCAGCUUACUGAUCACAUAAGAGACCUAGCUGGGUGAUCCAAACCUCUCUUAGCAAGCCUGUCAGCAGUCCAGCAUCUCUUAUUUGCCGCCAGCAAAAAGGAAAAACCGACACUUUGGAGGUGCCCAGGUUUUCCAUACCAGAUGGUAGUGACCAAAGGACGUUGAUCCAACAAAAAGACCAUCAUAAGCCGACUUAGCCGAAUAAUUGUCAUUUGCUGCAAUAUUGAAUACAUGCUUAUCUUCCACUUCAGGCUGCAACACUAUUUCUGAUAGAAUCUCCCGAAGGUUCAAGUAUUCCACUAUAACUCCAACAGACAAGGCACCCUUUAUAUCAGAUAUCUAGUUUCUGUUGGAAAGAGCCUCGAGGACAGUUCUCCUAUUAGCAAUCCUUUUGGGAAUGAUGGUGAAUAACCUAAGCGCUAGAUUGCACACAUUCUGACCCAAGAGCCAUUUAUCUGUCCAGAACAGAGUGUGUGCUCCAUUUCCCACUUCUGAGACCAAAACAGUGGAGAUGAAAGAUCCUGCCUUUUUAGGAACUUGUAUAGGGAGGUUUGCCCAAGGCCUGCCUGGAUCAAUUUUAUGUAGCCACAACCAUCUCAUACGGAGAACCCAGCAUAAUUCCUUCAAACUAGAAAUUCCCAAACCUCCCAGAUGGAGGGGUCUGCACAGCCUCCCCCAGGCAACCAGACAGUGUCCUCCCUUGACCUCCUUGCGAUCUUGCCAAAGAAAACCCUUUCUAAUCUUAUCAACUGCCUCUAAUGCCCAAGGAGGAAAAUAAAUGGCCAAGUACCCAAGGCACCUUAUGCUGUAGGGAACUGCCCAAGGAUUAAUGCAUCCAAUUAAGAAACCGAUUUCACUUUUGUGUUCCUGACAUUUUAUAAACAAAACUAGAUCUCACUUGUUAUAUGAACUAUUUUUAUUUUUGCUUCUUUCUUACCCAGCCAACCAAUCAAAAUUUGCAUUGGACCUAGCAGAACAAAGAAACGAAACUAAUCAAACAAGUCUGGUCCAUUGCAUACAUUCCCAACUCAGCUUGGCUCCAAAUUUCAUACAGGCUCAGUUGGGCCACCUAAACCAAUCAUGAUCUAUAAGUUUGAGGGCAAUGCGGGGCAAGGUUUGGGGUAGCCGACUCAAUCCUUCCAAAGCACUAAAAGGCAGAUAGAGGUUAGGGCUUCAACCCACCCUUGAUUUACCACUUGUACAGCGGGCCCCUCGUGCCCUGGGGCGAUAAGAAGGCUAGAGUGCUCGGAGCAGUCCGUCCCUCGAGCACUAACAACACUUAUACUCUCGGAGCCUUCUGUUAGCCCCGGGGUCCCUAAAAGUCCCCAAUCUCAUAUCGCGAAAUCGGUCAGGCCCAUACCCUUCAGGGCUUGAAGCCCCAUGAGAGCAAGGGACUUGACACGGCCAAGUACAAUCUUGUCGUGAAGACCAAAAGAUGUGACUGAGCCCACUAAGAAUGGUAUGACCCCAAACAAGGGGCCCCACAUCUAAAGGCAUACAGACUGCUCCUUAGUGUUAGCUUAAUGGAUAAGACUUAGGUACAACACACUAAAUGUGUGAUGGAUGACAUUAUAGACCUAAUAAGCGUGUUGAUGCCAUGACUUAGGCUUCAGGGUACUCAAAGCCACUAUAUGGUACAUGUAUUGAUCAUGUUGCUACAUGUGUGCAUGCCUUGUAUACCAUGAAAUAUAAUGAAGUACAAAAGGCUACACCGGCUACCAACCACAAUGUACUGAACGGCAUGGGCCUCGUUGCCCGUAGAUGCGACAUAUCAUCCCUACCCCUCGACGAGUAUGGCAACCGCCUAGAAAAGGAUACAUCUGGCAUUAUGCCACAAGUAGGGGGGGUGGGCCCUGGUACGACUCCAAGAAAAGGAUAAGAAUGGAGUAAUUUGGUGUUAGGCAAUGGAAUCUGAUAUUCAUGUAACAUCUCCUCCCUUACACUAUAAAAGAGAGGGAUUCAGAUCGAUCCUAAGUCAGGCUCUUGAAAACAGGCAAUGGAUAGCACAUAUCAAACCCCCCCCCCCUUUCCUUGAUUGGAAUUCAACAUUUUCUUCUCUUAUGGGAUACUUUAGGGGAGGUGCAGCUUUCUCAGGAGGAAGACCGCCAUGUUUGGAGGCACGAGGCAUCAGGGUUGUUCUCUUCUAAAUCCUGCUACAAAGUCCUUCUCUUCGGUUCUACUGUUUUUGAGCCUUGGAAGAGAUUAUGGAAGACCUGGGCUCCUCCUAAAUGCAAGUUCUUCCUUUGGUUGGCAAUAAGGAACAAAUGUUGGACAGCCGACAGAUUACAGUUGAGGGGAAUGCCACACCCAGAUGUUUGCCCAAUGUGUGAUCAAGCCCAAGAGACAAUUCAGCACCUCCUUACUGCGUGCAUUUUUGCCCGACAAUUUUGGCACACAAUUCUUGCUGCUAUUGGCUUGGGGCACCUCACUCCGACAACUGAUGAGGAGAAUUUUGCAAACUGGUGGGGAAAGGCAAGCCUUAGGGUUGUCAAGACCAGAAAAAAGGGGCUUAACUCUCUGAUCAUCCUGGGGCUUGGUGUCUAUGGCUUCAGAGAAACAGAGCAGUGUUCCAUGGGGAGUCUCCUUCAUUACCCAGGAUUUUUAGGUGUUUCUCGGAUGAGUACGCUUGCUGGGUAAUAGCAGGAGCUAAGGAGUUUGGGAGCUUGGGCUUAGUUGCUGCCCUGGGCGAGGUCGGGUCAAGUUUCAGCACCAAUCUGUAAUAACCUUCGGGUUUAUGAGGGUUUUUGGGAGAGUUGCUCAACAACAUCUCCUCUAUUGUAAUGUUUUCUUUUCCUCUAAUAUAUAAGAUGCGCAGUUCUCUUGCGCGUUCUAUAAAAAAAAGAUCGAUCCUAAGUCAAUAAAAGUUCCUCUACAAGUGGCAGGCAUAAAAGGGGGUUAGGAUCAGUAGGCUAGAACUACCACAACUAAGAGGUGAGAGGGAGCUAGAAGGUCUUGAUUUCCACUGGUGUUUGAGCUUAUAAUCUUUUUAUCCUUUGUGUUCAUCAAUCGGUGAGUACCAAGAGGACAUGGGGUAUUACGCUACUAUAGUCAGAACCUCUUUAACUGACCACGUGUUAGCUCACUCGUGCCCAGGAUCAACACAACCAUCGACUUGUGUCGUGCUCCCCCCUAAUUCUUUCUCUUUCUGAUACCCAACCUAGGUACCCUGGUGUUGUUGCGUAACAACAUUUGGCGUGCUAGGUAGGGAGCGAUGUUUUUCCUUUCGAGUCUGUCGUGUUUUUUGUGUAGCACGACCAUAGUAACCCAGCACAUUCACUAGUUCGAGCAGUUGUAUCUGACAUUUGCUCCAGCCUCUAGCAACUCGUACCGUGAGCCAUACCGGAAGAGGUGUCGAAAUCUCACACUGUCCUCACCAUUCCGCCCACCAAAUGUGCCUCGGUGGGUCUACAUAGUGUUGCCCCCUAGGGCAGGCCUCGGCUCGCGUCUCGGCUAGGGUGCACAGUGCCUUGGGGCGCUAUGUCGCAUGCCCUCACGACCGUGGAGGAGAGUGACCGCUCUACACAUGUCACUCACCCAACCUUGCGUCGCAACCAAGGGGAAGCAACCUCCAAGCAUGGCUCCUCCCUGCAUUGGUCAACUCAACGGGCUCAUCGAUGCCUUGACUUUGGUGUCAAUGAUGUCUUCAGAGCCCUCUUGACGCCAUGGAGGCUCCUCCGCAACCCAUCAGCCCCGGAUGCCAAUGAAGCAGUUGUUGUGCAGUGGCGACAAGACGCCGCUAGGUUCAUAACUGCAGUCAAGGUCAACCAAGAGAAGGUUGUAACAAACUGGAGUGUGCCUUCUACGUGCUCCCGGGCCCCAAUCGUGGUCUCUGUGGCUCUGGUCGCCGUCUUGACAUCAGCAUCGAGCACCAUGCCAACCACAGGAACAGCGCCACGAAGCAUAGGGCAUGCCCUAGGGUCUACACAAUGAAGGCAUGGACACCCAACCAUAGUUCCUUGCCCCUUGUUGUGCCCCCUGCGUGCACGCACGUUGGCCACAGGAAUCACUCGUUCGGGGCCAGGUGCAUGGCCCUCGCCCCCACGCUUCGCUAGGUGGCUUAGCAGAAAAAAAUGCACCCCUAUAUCCUAGAGAAGUACAAUGGGAUGAUCAAUCUCACCGAGUUCCUUCAGAUCUAUGCCACUACUUUUCUCGACAUCAGGGGCGACAAAAAGGUUAUGGCGAAUUAUUUCUAUGUGGCUCUAACUAGCUCGGCUCAAUCAUGGCUCAUAAACCUCUCCAAGGCCUCCAUAUGGUGUUGUGAAGAGCUCUAUCGACAGUUCAUGUCCAACUUUGAGGGAACCUACUCCCAGCCUAGCGCAAUCUAACCUCCACACCAACAACCUGGUGAGUCCAUCCUCACCUUUGUGCAGCGUUUUUGCGUCCGAAACACCAAUCCCGGCAUCUCGGUCGCCUCUGUCAUUGUUGCCUUCCGACAGGGCAUACGUGACGAGAAGAUGCUCGAGAAGCUAGCCACCCGCAAUAUCUAGGGCGUCAAAGAGUUGCUCUCUCUGGCAGACAAGUGUGCACGAACCGCUAUGGGUAAAGCGUGGCACGCUCCCCGUGACACGCAGUCAGGACUGCAGGGGUCAAAAACCUCCCAAACCAAGCCCCGAAAGAAGGGCAAGGUAUUAGGGUCCCCCAAGUUUGUGCUACCACAGAGGGCAACAACGACCCAACCUCCCGGGCAAAGACUAUCCCCACCUGACACAGAUCUACCACUCAUGACCUAGCUGAGUGUAGGACAGUCAAGGAUCUAGUCGAGCAUUUCCAACUCUAUGACCAAAAAUGCCCCAAUCAAAGGCGCCUGAAGCAACGACGCCCCCAAACUGCAGCAACAAAAGCAGGCUUGGGACCCAAAAGAAAAGGAAAGGCCAGAAGCCCAAGAUUGCUUGGACCACAUCCUCUGAGGAGAAUGACAUUGACAUGGAAUUUCAAGACCCAAAGCGGAUGGUGGAUGUCAUCCAAGGAGCCAUCGAGAAGUUGAUUUCCCAGCGAGACCUGCAGCUCAUGCAACAAGACAUGCACAUUGUUGUCCCACAGCACCACUCCAUCAGGCCGCUCAAGUGGGCCAAUAACCUGAUCUUCUUCGAUUUCUCUGACUGCCCAAUAACAUGGCAAGCACAAGAAUUCUUCCUCUUGUCGUCUACCCCACCAUCAACGACAUCAAGCUUAGGCAUGUCCUGGUUGAUGAUGGGGCUGGCCUCAACGUCUUGUGAUGUAUGCCUCAACAAGAUGCACAUCACGCAAGCAGAACCCACCAAAACACGCCCAUUCUUCACCUUAGACACCUCGGGGUGAUAAGAAGGCUAUGAGUGCUCGAGGUAAUUCUUCCCUCGAGCACUAACAUCACAUAGACACUUAAGGCCCUCUACCGGUCGUGAGGUCCCUAAGAGUCUUCGAACUCAUGUCGUGAGAGCGGCCAAGCUCCAGACAUUUGGGACCUAGAGCCCCAUGGGAGUAAAGAACUUGGCACAACUAAGUAUAAUCAUGUCACAAAAACAGAAGGAUGUGACUAGACCCACCAAGGAUGGUACAGCCCUAGGAAAGGGGUCCCAUAUCUAAAGGCCUGCACGCUACUCCUUAGUGUUAGCUUCAUGAAUAGGACUAAGGUACAACAAAUUAAAUGUGUGAUGGGCAACAUUACAGGUCUGACGAGCAUGUUGUUGACACGAAUUAGGUUGCAGGGUACUUAAAACUACUAUACAGUAUGUGCACUGAUCCUAUAGCCACACGUGCACACGCGUGGUGUACCAUAAAAUAUAAUUGUACAAAAGGCUACAUCUACUACCAACUACAUUGUACUGAACAGCACAGACCCUGAUGUUCGUAGAUGUGACGUAUCAUACCUGCCCCUGUGGCAGGUAUGGCUACCGCCUGGAAAAGGAUAUCUCUAACACUGGUAGUCUAGGAAAGGAUACCUCUAACACUGCGACACUAUGCCAUGAACAGGGAAUUGGCCCUAGUACAACUUCACGGACAGGAUAAGAACAGAGUAGUUGGGUUUUAGCCAGUGAGAUCUGAGGUUCAUGUUAUAUCUCUCCUCCCUUGCACUAUAAAAAGGAGUGGUUGAGUAACGUUUUAAGGCGUCCAUUCGAUUGGAUUCAGACUGAUUCCAAGCCAAUAGAAUUUCCUCUACAAAGGGCAAGCAUAAAGGGGGGUUAGGAUCAGUAGGCUAGAACUCCCACAACCAAGAGAUGAGAGGGAGCUAGGUCUUGAUGCUCACUGGUGUUCAAGCUCGUAAUAUUUUCCUUCUUUAUGUUUAUCAAUCGAUGAGUAGCAAAAGAACAUAGGAUAUGUUGUUAGAAUUAGAACAUUUGUAAUGGACUUUUGUGCAUAAUGCAGAUAUAAAGCGUGUGGGUGUGUGCUGGUGAGGCAACACACAGAAAAGUAAACAUGGUAUCGAGCUAGGGUUUGCCUCUCCGCCGCGCGCCGCCUCCCGUCCGCGACUGUGCUGGUGCUGGACGGCGCUGUUGUGCUGCCGCUCGCGCAGAGGCUCUUCGCUGCCACGCUUGGGUCUGCCUCCUGCUCCGUCCUCCUCCCUCUCUCGGUGCCUCUAUGGCCGCCGCCAGCCACCAUCGUCUCCUCCCUGGCGGCGUCCAAAUCUGAAGGCCGGGCGAAGUCUGCAGGGAGGCCGAAGCUGAGCUCGAGGCUGCUAUCCUGGGCCGCCUCUUCGUCUCCACGCUCGGCUGCGGCAGCCGCCAGCUCCGUACCCGGCACGCUGCAACCCAACAGCCCUGCGUGAGCACUCAGCUCCUGUCCAUCGGCUGCCCCGAGCUCGUCUGGUGGACCCGGAGGGCGAGGACGUCAGGCGGGUUCUCCCUGGUGCAGCCCUGCAGUGUGCGUUCAGGUAGCGGUGGAAGAGGAAGUGCUGCUGCAGGGAGAGGGUGCUGCUGCUACGUCUAGUGGAGGUGGUGUUGCUGCAGAGGUUGAAGGUACUACUGAUAGAGAGAAGGGAAGGAAGCCUGGUUCGUUUUAGUGUUUGUGGGCAUUAAUGAUGAUGAGUCCAGAGGAGACUGAAGCAAAAAGGUUGGAAGAAGAGGCUAAAAAAAGAGCAAUGAUUCGUGGUGACAAGGAAGAAGAGGAUCCACUAAUCACAAAAAGUGAGAUGAGAAAUGAGAUGAGGAGUAUGAUUCAGGAACUCAUGGGGUUAGGUAUGAUUGGCCCCAAGACUUUGCCUAUAUCAUCUGAAUUAAAAUUGUUAGCAUCCAUGUCUUCGUCUGUGAGUAAGAUGGUUGAAGCCAUGCGCACUGCUGCACAAAUUUGGAAGACCUUGAGCAAUAUGUAUUCAAGAAAGGGGAAUGUGAUGAUGAUGAUGGAGAUCCAAAGUAAGGCAGAUGCAGUGAAACAGACAGGGAGACCAGUGGAACAAUAUGCUGGUGAACUUCAGUAUUUGUGGGGAGAACUAGAUCACUACGCUCCUCUGCAAAUGGUUUGUCCUCAGGAUGCACAAGUUGUCCACAAGUGGGUAGAGGACAGGAGAGUGACUCACUUUCUAAAGAAUCUGGAUCCAGAUUUUGAGAGCAGGAGAGCUGCCUUUUGUCACCAAGAGAGUCUUCCUACCAUGGAUGAGGUUGUGUCAGCAAUGAUUAAUGAGGAAAGCAGGCUCCGGGUAAUGACAGCUAAUGAUUCUGUGAAAUCAGCCUACACUGCAACUGAUGAUAGAGACUGCUAUAAUUGUGGUGAGAAGGGACACUUGAGCUACAAUUGUCCUCAUCCUCGUGGCAGUGGUGAACGAGGUGGUGGAACUCGUGGAGCCACUCGUAGUACCUAUGGAAGAGGUCGUGGUGGCUAUGGAAGGGGGCGUGGUGGCCGUGCCAGGGGUAGAGGUCGUGGUGCCCCUCGUGUUAAUGUUGUGGUCACUGAAGACACCCCCUCAAUCACCCUGACUGGGGAACAAGCUAAGCGGUGGGAAGAAUGGCAUAAGGAAAAAGAAUCUGAGUGCCCAACUAGCACUCCUCUUGGUUCUGUGGCAACUACAUCCACCCAGCACUUCGGUAACUUUGCCAACUACGCCCAUUCGGGCGCAGGAGAAGAGAACUGGGAAGAGGAUUGGGACUGGAGUCAGGCGUAAUGGGCUAUGGUUCAUCAGUCAAGAGGAGCAAGCUUUGUCAGCAAC